This is a messenger RNA of Iphiclides podalirius (scarce swallowtail), 882 nucleotides long. The record is from the annotation of a GenBank genome assembly. NCBI's taxonomy places the organism in Eukaryota, Metazoa, Arthropoda, Insecta, Lepidoptera, Papilionidae.
AUGACUGAUAAAAUAGCCGUCGUUACUGGCGCUAACAAAGGCAUCGGUUACGUAAUUGUUAAAGAAUUGUGCCGUCGUGGAGUAGGCGUUGUAUAUUUAGCGGCAAGAGAUGAAAAGAGAGGCAAUGAAGCCGUCGACGAUCUGAAAAAAGAAGGUUUGAACCCAGUUUUUAUUCAACUCGAAGUGACCGACGAGGAAAGUGUGAAAAAAUUGGCAAACACUUUAAAGGAAAAACAUGGCGGUAUUGAUAUACUGAUAAAUAAUGCCGCUGUAAUUACAGAAAAUUUUUCUGAAACAACAUACGAGGAUUCCGUAAACGUACUCACCGUUAAUUAUUACAGCCUUCUGACCAUACAGAAAUACGUCUUUCCAAUUCUGAAAGACAAUGCAAGAGUUAUAAAUAUAUCAAGCGACGCAGGGCACAUAUCUAACCUUGAGAAUCCGUACUGGAUAAAGCGACUUACAAAAGAGGAUCUUAAAUUAGAAGACAUUGAUGCAUUCGUGACUUGGUUUUUGGAUUCGGUGAAAAAUGGAACUAUGAAAAUAGGAGACUUUGUAGAGAAUGGUUUCCUUGCCUAUAGGAUAUCAAAAAUAGCUAUGUGCGCGUUGACCAGAGUACAACAGAAGGAAGUAAACCGCGGGAUUUCCAUCAAUUCCAUACACCCUGGAUUUGUUAAAACAAGCAUGACAAUGUACAGUGGAUUCAUGGACUUGGAGGAGGCAGCUGAUGCCCCAGUUUACUUGGCUUUAGACGUUGACCAAUCAAUAAAGGGUAAAUACUUCUGGUUCGAUAAAACCGAGAAGGACUGGACAGACCAUAGCCUGAAAAUACAUUCUAAAUUUGACGUGUUCAUGCAACAUGUUGAAGCCAGCAAGCAAACG